Messenger RNA from Vitis riparia (riverbank grape), 1264 nucleotides. Its product is annotated as glycine-rich RNA-binding protein blt801. The record is from RefSeq and is a predicted model, not a curated record. The coding region runs from base 90 to 920 and encodes 276 amino acids. Gene Ontology annotation, molecular function: RNA binding. NCBI's taxonomy places the organism in Eukaryota, Viridiplantae, Streptophyta, Magnoliopsida, Vitales, Vitaceae. The transcript is spliced from 5 exons.
CCACUUUAUAUUUCUCCCCAGUUCCUUUAUAAAACCCUCUGUGAUCAAAACCUUUUAGGGUUUAAGAAAGAGAAGCAAAGGUUUCAAAGAUGGCUUUCUUUGGUAAAGUUGGGAACAUACUUCGACAGACUGUAAGCAAGCAGGUCAACUCUCAGUUUUCUGUUUCCAACCCAUCCAUCUACCAAGCAAUAAGAUGCAUGUCAUCCUCGAAACUCUUCAUUGGAGGUCUCUCAUAUAGCACAGAUGACACGAGUUUAAGAGAAGCUUUCUAUAAGUAUGGGGAAGUCAUUGAAGCAAGAGUCAUUGUGGAUCGUGAGACUGGUAGAUCCAGAGGAUUUGGAUUUGUUACUUUCACUUCUAGUGAGGAGGCCUCCAGUGCCAUCCAGGCCUUGGAUGGACAGGAUCUUCAUGGCCGGAGGGUGAGAGUGAACUAUGCAACGGAUAGAGCACGUUCUGGUGGCUUUGGAGGUGGUGGUGGUUAUGGAGGUGGCGGUGGUGGCUAUGGAGGGGGUGGUUAUGGAGGUGGCGGCUAUGGUGGAAGUGGCGGCUAUGGAGGUGGUGGCUAUGGUGGUGGUAGUGGUGGAUAUGGUGGUGGUGGUGAUAGCUAUGGGAGUGGAGGUGGAAACUAUGGCAGUGGUGGUGGUGGUUAUGGUGGGAGUAGCGGCGGCGGUGGCGGGAAUUUCAGUGUUGCUGGUGGUAGUGACAAUUAUGUUGGUGGUGCUGCUGGAAGCAGUAGCGGCUUUCCUAGUGGUGGUGGCAGCAGCAGCUUUCCUAGUGGUGGGGCUGAUCAGUUGGGUACCAAUGAGAGCAGCAGCAUGGGUGAUGGUGCUGGGGAGUUUUCUCCAGAUGAACCCGCCACAGAAGGAAAUUACAGGGAUGACGAUGAUGAACCUGAUGACUAUGCCAACAGAAGGGCUUGAAAAGUUAGGAUGAAGAAUCAUCUCCUAGACGUGGGAAUGAAAGCACAUGACUUUUGCUUCUUAUCCAGAUUCAAGAUAGACUGCCUUUUUCAGUUAACCUUUACCCCCAAUCCCCCCAUUCUCCUGCUCUCUUUGAUUUAUUUAGUGCUGGAUUUGGCUUUGAGAACUCGAGAACUUAAAUGAACUAUUUAUUUAGAAACAUAAAAGAGUUGUAAACAGACUAGUUCUGCCCCAUCUCUUCUUGCAUGCAAGUUCUGUUUUUGUUGCUGUACACAUUGGAAAUUAUUUUCCAUGGUAUGCCUUUUUGUUGAAAGCACAGGUAUUCAAUUUUGAUAAUUUACUCA